AUGCUUUCGAAGGAGGAAGAUUAUAUUGACAACGAGUAUUACACUAUGAAUCGUCAAUUUUUUCGUCUAAUUGGAUUGUGGCAAGGUCAGACGUCGUUCAAGAACAUAAUUUAUGUUUAUUUCAUUAAUUUAAUACUAACAUUUGCAUCAAUCGGACAGAUACAACUUUUGUUCACGUCAGAAAGAAAUUUAAUGUCGAUCACCAAAUCACUGGAAAUGCUUUUGCCUACACUAUGUUUCAGCUGUUGCUAUUGCAAUCUAUUGUUGAAUGAUAGAGUUAUGAAGAAAAUUCUUUUCCGUAUCAAGUCCGAUUGGGAUGACCUAGCAGACAAACCAGAACUAAUGAUAGUGAAGAAAUAUGCUGAAAUUAGCAGAAUUUGUACAAUAAUAAUGACAGUCUGCUUUUAUAUUUAUAUCGUAUUUUUGAUAUUUCCAUCAUUGUUGAGUGUGUUUCGGUAUGUUUCUGGUGAUAUAAAUGAAACGGAAUUAAUAUUACCAAUUCGUGCUGACUAUUUCUUGAAGAACCUAAUGGUUUAUUAUAUCGGACUUAUAAUCCAAUACGUAAUUAUUAUAGUCACGUGCACGGUAGGAAUUGCUAACUAUUCCAUGUUUAUAGCAAUCGUACAACAUGCAUGUGCACUUUUCUCCAUUGUCCAAUGGAGGGUUAAACAUAAAUACGAAAAACUUGCACAUAAUUCUUAUUAUAUUAAUGUUGAAAGUGAAUUAACCGAGGAAAACGGAUGGAUAGUCCAUCUCAUAAAAUUCUAUAAACGGACGAUCGAAUUUUCUUUUUUGAUUUCUAUCAAGGUUUGUCGAUUUAUUAAAAUCUUUUUACGAAUCCGUUCAAAUAAUCGCAGCAUUAUUGUCGUUUUCAUUUAUCCUUGUAGAUUAUAUUUACCGUUAACCGAAUCGAAGGAAUUGAGAAGCUCUUGUAUAUUAUUUGUACCAUGUUUGUAUCGCUAUUACGUUAUAACUGGUCCAAUAAUUUCGUGUGGUUUCAAUUUCAUCUUGAAUAUAUAUUCCGGUCCAUCGUCUGCACCUACAAGGACCACAAAUUGUACAAUAUCUCGAAUUUUAACUUUUCAUUUGGCAUGCCAAUUCCCGUUUUAUUCGUUAUCAUUGAGAAACCAAAAAUUGUUACUCUUCUUAACAAUGUAUAGCAUGAGACUGUGCGGUAUAUCCCUGAUGGGCGCAGUAUUUAUAUCGCAUGAGCUGUUCGCAACGGUAAAAUAUUUUCUCAAUAAUUAUAUAGCUAAGACAUCAACUAAACAACGUAUACUAUUCGAAUAUAUUCUUACUAGAUCAUUGCUAAAUCUUUUUCUUUCGCUAUGGUAUUGUAUAAUCUGCAAUGAAUUUAAUAGCAACAAAUAUGAUAUAAUUGAUGAUCAUAAUGUAUUGCGAUCAUACGAAUACAGAAGAAAGAGAAAAUUUUUGACAUAUUUUUCGGAAUUUACUAAUUGUGUCCGUCAGAGUAUCCAGCUCAUCUGUCACGAAACGAAUCGAAUUUAUGACUGA
Messenger RNA from Vespa mandarinia (Asian giant hornet), 1515 nucleotides. RefSeq lists its product as uncharacterized. The record is from RefSeq and is a predicted model, not a curated record. Gene Ontology annotation, cellular component: plasma membrane. Gene Ontology annotation, biological process: detection of chemical stimulus involved in sensory perception of smell; sensory perception of smell. NCBI's taxonomy places the organism in Eukaryota, Metazoa, Arthropoda, Insecta, Hymenoptera, Vespidae. Gene Ontology annotation, molecular function: olfactory receptor activity; odorant binding.